Molecule: messenger RNA, 861 nt
Organism: Dromaius novaehollandiae (emu)
Lineage: Eukaryota; Metazoa; Chordata; Aves; Casuariiformes; Dromaiidae
Product: F-actin-capping protein subunit alpha-1-like
Exons: 1
Coding region: 1-861 (286 amino acids)
Biological process (GO): actin cytoskeleton organization; barbed-end actin filament capping
Cellular component (GO): actin cortical patch; F-actin capping protein complex
Molecular function (GO): actin filament binding
Source: RefSeq, a predicted model, not a curated record
AUGCUGCCUGGGGCCCGGGUGCUGAGCCGGACGGAGCAGGCGCAGGCCAUCGCCAACCUGCUGCGGCAGUGCCCGGCCGAGGAGUUCGCCGCGGCCUUCAGUGACCUGCGCACGCUGCUGGCGGAUGAUGGCCUCUUGCUGCAGGAAGCUCCUGGCCUCUGCGCCUGGCACAACAAGGUCCACUUUACCCCGGUGAGGACACCGGAGUGCCGGGUGCUGCUGACUUGCCACAACGCGCUGGAGGAAAACCGCUUCUUCGACCCGCAGGCCCAGCUCUCCUUCAAAUACGACCACGUGCGAGGAGAGGCGAGCGAUUUCCAGGCCCACGCCCAGGAAGAUGGAAAAGCAGAGAUGUGGAGAAGGGCUCUUGAGGAGGCCCUGGGGGCCUAUGUCAGCCACCACUACCCAAAAGGCCUUUGCAGUGUCUUCGUUAAAGACACCGCCAUGAGGAAAAUCCUGGUGGCCUGUAUCCAGGCCUCUGUGCCCAAACCCUCUCCGCUCUGGAGCAGCCUGUGGAAGUCCGAAUGGACUUUCACCCUCACCCCUUCCACAUCUACACAGGUGACGGGAACCAUUGAUGUCCAAGCUCACUACUUCGAGGGUGGCAAUAUCCAUCUCACAGCGUGCAAGGAGGUGACGGAGUCCCUGCCGGUUUCCAGCAGGACGCAGGCCAUCAGGGCCUUCGUGAAGCUGGUGGAGGAUUCGGAGGGCCGGCUCCAAGCAGGGCUAAUGGAGGAAUACCAGAGGAUGAACGGCACCUACCUCAAGGCUUUCCGGAGGCAGCUGCCCAUCACCCACAGCACGAUCGACUGGGAGAAGAUAAUGACAGCGAGGAUUGUGAAGGUUCCUGCCCUGCGCUGA